UUGUAGCCGAACGUUGGAGCGUUCAAGUGUCGCCUCCGUCGACGACUCGGCAGCAUGUUGGAUCCGUCUUCCAGCGAGGAGGAAGGGGAUGAGGCCCUGGAGGUGGAGCGCAAAGAGGUGGCGGAGCUCCCCAAAAGCAUCCAAGGAGCGCGGCGGCGGCGGCCGUCCCCGAGCCGAGACAGCGACGGCGGCGGCGGCGGUCACAGCGGCGCCUCGGGGGGGCUCCAGCCACGGGGCCGAGCCGGCAGCGCUGGCCGCCGAGCCUCCAGCCCCAGUCCGUCGGUGGGAAGCGACAAGGAGAAGGAGGAUAUUGAGAAGAUGCAGAGGGAGGAAGAGGAGAGAAAAAAGAGACUCCAGCUCUACGUGUUUGUCAUGCGCUGCAUCGCCUAUCCCUUUAACGCAAAGCAACCCACUGACAUGGCCAGAAGGCAGCAGAAGAUCAAUAAGCAGCAGCUGCAGACAGUCAAAGAGCGUUUUCAGGCCUUCCUCAAUGGAGAAACACAGAUUGUCGCCGAUGAGGCCUUCAUCAACGCCGUCCAGAGCUACUAUGAGGUGUUUCUCAAAAGCGACCGAGUGUCUCGAAUGGUACAAAGCGGCGGCUGCUCCGCCAGCGACUCUCGUGAGGUUUUUAAAAAGCACAUUGAGAAACGGGUGCGCAGCUUGCCAGAAAUUGACGGCUUGAGCAAAGAGACUGUCCUCAGCUCAUGGAUCGCUAAGUUUGACACCAUUUACCGUGGCGAGGAGGACCCCGGGAAACACCAACAGAGAAUGAGCGCCAGCGCUGCCUCGGAACUGAUCCUCAGCAAAGACCAGCUCUAUGAGAUGUUUCAACAGAUUUUAGGGAUCAAGAAGUUUGAGCACCAACUUCUAUACAAUGCCUGCCAGCUGGACAACCCAGAUGAGCAGGCAGCCCAAAUCAGAAGAGAGCUGGAUGGACGAUUACAAAUGGCAGAUCAGAUAACUCGGCUGGGCGGAAGAUUCCCCCGCUUCGCCUCGAGGGAGAUGGAGGCCAUGUUCGUGGAAGAACUGCGCUCAUCGGUCAACUUGCUAAUGGCCAACCUGGAGAGCAUGCCCGUGUCUAAAGGUGGAGAAUUUAAACUGCAGAAACUCAAACGAGGUCACAACACAUCAAUCAUGGACAUGGGGCAGGAGGAUGAGAACAACCUUUCAAAAUCAGACGUGGUGCUGUCGUUUACCUUGGAGGUGGUCAUCAUGGAGGUGCAGGGUCUUAAGUCUUUGGCUCCAAACAGAAUCGUCUACUGCACCAUGGAGGUCGAGGGAGGGCACAAACUGCAGACGGACCAGGCUGAGGCAUCGAAACCCACUUGGGGCACCCAGGGGGAUUUCACAACCACGCAGCCCUUACCUGCUGUCAAAGUGAAGCUCUUCACCGAAAGCACCGGAGUGUUGGCCCUGGAGGACAAGGAGCUCGGAAGGGUUGUGCUCCAUCCAACUCCUAACAGUCCCAAGCAGUCCGAGAUGCACAAAAUGUCCGUUUCGAAAGGAUGCCCGGACAGUGACCUGAAGAUCCGAUUGGCUAUUCGCAUGGAUAAACCCCAGAACAUGAAGCAUUGCGGGUAUUUAUGGGCCAUUGGCAAAAAUGUAUGGAAAAGAUGGAAGAAACGAUUCUUUGUUCUAGUUCAGGUGAGUCAGUACACCUUUGCCAUGUGCAGCUACAGAGAAAAAAAAGCCGAGCCAGUGGAGCUGCUCCAAUUGGACGGCUAUACCGUGGACUACACGGACCCCCAGCCAGGCCUGGACGGCGGUCGGACAUUCUUUAACGCCGUGAAAGAGGGCGACACCGUCAUAUUUGCCAGUGAUGACGAGCAGGACCGGAUUCUAUGGGUACAGGCCAUGUACCGGGCCACCGGCCAGUCCCACAAGCCGGUUCCUCCGACCCAAGUCCAGAAACUAAACUCUCGAGGGGGGACGGCUCCGCAGCUUGACGCGCCCAUAUCUCAGUUCUAUGCGGACCGAGCCCAGAAGCACGGCAUGGACGAGUUCAUUUCGGCCAAUCCCUGUAACUUUGACCACGCGUCGCUGUUUGAACUGGUCCAGCGCCUGACUUUGGAUCACAGACUCAAUGACUCCUACUCGUGUCUGGGCUGGUUCAGUCCCGGUCAGGUAUUUGUCUUGGACGAAUACUGCGCGCGCUACGGAGUUCGAGGCUGUCAUCGCCACCUGUGUUAUCUGGGUGAUCUACUGGAGAGGGCGGAGAAUGGCGCCAUGAUUGACCCCACCCUUCUACACUACAGCUUUGCCUUCUGCGCUUCCCACGUCCACGGAAAUAGUCAGCGUGCGUCAGCGCACUUGUUCAAUUGGCCGGUACCAGAGGCCCAAGUGCAGCGAGCGCUUUCCCCCUCUUCUCCCCAAAGCAUUAGGAAAGAGCUCAGAAUCAUUGAGUUGAUGAAGAAACGAGAUCUCAGGUACCCGCUUGACUCAGGAGCAAAAAGACCGGAUGGAAUUGGUACCGUAACUGUGGAGGAAAAGGAGCGUUUUGAGGAGAUUAAAGAAAGGCUUCGAGUGCUAUUGGAGAACCAGAUUACACAUUUCAGGUAUUGCUUUCCGUUUGGACGACCAGAGGGUGCGUUGAAAGCAACUCUAUCUUUGCUCGAAAGGGUUUUAAUGAAAGAUGUCGUCACCCCGGUUCCACAAGAAGAAGUGAAAGCUGUGAUCCGUAAGUGUCUGGAGCAAGCCGCUCUGGUCAAUUACCAGCGCCUGGCAGAGUACGCCAAAGUGGAAGGGAAAAAGAGAGAGAUGUAUGAGCAUCCUGUCUUCUGCUUGGCGUCUCAAGUGAUGGAUUUAACCAUUCAGAAUGUUGGCCGACUAGUCACUCCUGCCAAAAAACUGGAGGACACCAUUCGCUUGGCUGAGCUGGUAAUCGAGGUGCUGCAGCAGAAUGAGGAGCAUCAUGCUGAGGCCUUUGCGUGGUGGUCAGACCUGAUGGUGGAGCACGCCGAGACCUUCCUGUGUCUCUACUCGACUGACAUGGACGCAGCUCUUGAGGUGCAGCCGCCUGACAGCUGGGACAGUUUCCCCCUCUUCCAACUACUCAACGACUUCCUGAGGAUGGACUAUAACCUUUGCAAUGGAAAGUUUCACAAACACCUGCAAGACCUUUAUGCCCCCCUGGUGGUGCGCUACGUGGACCUGAUGGAGUCCUCCAUUGCUCAGUCCAUUCACAGAGGCUUUGAAAGGGAGUCUUGGGAACCUGUCAACAAUGGCUCCGGAACGUCAGAGGAUCUCUUUUGGAAGUUGGAUGCUCUGCAGACCUUCAUCCGAGAUCUCCAUUGGCCAGAGGAAGAGUUUGGCAAACACCUGGAAACCAGACUGAAACUCAUGUCCAGUGAUAUGAUUGAAUCCUGCAUAAAAAGAACGCGCGCGGCGUUCGAGGCCAAGCUUCAGAGGAGCAGCCGGGCCACAGACUUCCGAGUGCCGCAGUCGAUCUGCACCAUGUUUAAUGUCAUGGUGGAUGCCAAGGCCCAGUCUGCCAAGCUGUGUGCUAUGGAUCUGGAUCAAGAGAGACAAUACCAUUCCCAAAUUGACAAUCUGAUUGAGGAAACGGUGAAGGAGAUGAUAACCCUGCUGGUAGCAAAGUUUGUGGUUAUCCUGGAAAGUGUCUUGGCAAAACUCUCCAGAUAUGAUGAAGGAACGCUCUUCUCUUCUUUCCUGUCUUUCACAGUGAAAGCUGCCUCCAAAUAUGUGGACGUACCCAAGCCAGGAAUGGACGUGGCUGACGGUUAUGUGACCUUUGUUCGACACUCCCAGGACAUGCUGCGGGAGAAGGUCAAUGAGGAAGUGUACGUUGAAAGAUUGUUUGAUCAAUGGUACACCAGCACAAUGAACCUCAUCGGAACGUGGCUGACGGACCGCAUGGACCUUCAACUGCAUGUCUAUCAGUUGAAGAUUCUCAUCAGGAUUGUUAAGAAAAAGUACCGUGACUUCCGCCUUCAAGGGGUUCCGGACUCCACGUUAAACAGUAAGAUGUAUGAAAGUGUUCGAAAUCGGCUGACCUUAGAAGAGGCCACGGCUUCGGUGAGAGAAGGAGGCAUGCAAGGCAUUUCCAUGAAGGACAGCGACGAAGAGAGCAACGAUCACUAAAUGGAGACGACGACAAGAAUGUCAAAAGGGUCCAGGGGCGAUAUGCUGCCAAAGGACACACACACACACACACACACACACACACAGCCUUCCUGAGGUCAAACGCAGUGGCCUGACGACUGGCAACUUUUUCUUCUUUCUUCAUGUUUGUCACAAUGGAUACAAUGAUACAAAGACCAUGUUCUUAUGUAUUGAAGUCUUGUGUCGGUGUCAAAUAUCGGAAGUCAUAGGAAAUUGUCACUGAUGACUCUUGUUAUUGUUUCACUGGAAAUGGCACUGAUCAAAACGGGGACUGGGAGAUCUUUGAAAUGCUUUGCUCUUUUGCUCUUCAACUUCCAAAUCUGACAUUCUGACAUUCUCUUAUCUUCCAAUGGUGGAGUAGCUGCAGCGACGGCAUGUUGGAUUCUUUUUGAGGGAAGUGAGAACCAUGUCACUUGUCUUUUUUCUCCUUUAAAAUCCCCAUCGUCAUCGUCACGGUACGAUAUCGUGCAAUCAAUCAAUGUCCAGAACAAAGAAGGAUUCAACCUCUUCAUGUUUUCACUCGUAGAAUUGUCUGCUUCAUAAUUGUUUGCAUUAUGUCCCGGGCAUGUUUUCAUCGUUUGAUUUAUGUCUGCGCGUGUAUAAUCAUAUCGACUACUGUCAACGAAGCUAUUUUAGGCCCCUUUCGAAAAGGAUGGCACAAACGGGAAGUGGUGUGUUUGUGUAUUUGACUUCUUCUGUGAGUGUUCCUUUCCUGUAAAAGUGCUGCAUGUAAUGGCUAUUCCCAUUUCCAAAGCUUCUUGCGCCAUGACGUGAAGUUGCCCAUUUGGAUUUGUCUCACUUCUGACACGGCACAUGCUAGAAUGCAUCCAUAUUACGUAAGAGCAUUUGAAUAAAGGUGAACAGCCAAGAGAAUGUCUUGCCUGGGGGUUGACGUCAAGUGCGUCCAUUAAAGACCAGUGUCGCGUAAAAGUCAC
This is a messenger RNA of Syngnathus typhle (broad-nosed pipefish), 5057 nucleotides long. It is a transcript of the gene cadpsa, whose product is annotated as Ca2+-dependent activator protein for secretion a. The transcript has 29 exons. Lineage: Eukaryota; Metazoa; Chordata; Actinopteri; Syngnathiformes; Syngnathidae. Gene Ontology annotation, biological process: dense core granule exocytosis; positive regulation of exocytosis; synaptic vesicle exocytosis. The record is from RefSeq and is a predicted model, not a curated record. Bases 55 to 4101 code for a protein of 1348 amino acids. Gene Ontology annotation, cellular component: glutamatergic synapse.